Molecule: messenger RNA, 2219 nt
Organism: Blastomyces gilchristii SLH14081
Lineage: Eukaryota; Fungi; Ascomycota; Eurotiomycetes; Onygenales; Ajellomycetaceae
Exons: 5
Coding region: 72-2219 (715 amino acids)
Source: RefSeq, a predicted model, not a curated record
ACGAGCUCCAAUUGACAGUGCGAGACUGAUGCUGCCCUUGUUUCAAGAACGAACUACGCGCCCGAAAUAUAAUGCUCUUCCCAGCAGUUUAUUAUAAGAACCUCUGCACAUUUGUGCUCUCGACGCAUCCUGGCAUGAUAAAGGAGCUAAAAAUUUAUAACCAUAUGCCUAGUUCAGUGACCUCCAACCCGUCUCGCAAGCGUCAGCAUCCUGAGCCCCAUCCAUCCGACAGGUCGCGAUUUCGGAAAAGGCAGAAGCUCAAUGUGUCGGCAUCAGCAUAUUGGGAUAACCUGUCAAAGAUUUGGUUAACCAAAGAUGCAUUAGACGAGUUGGAUCGAAGAAACAGCCACCUGAAACCACUCAAGAACCAUCAUCAACCUCUCACUCAACAAUUUCACACUGAGCUGAGAAAGCACUGUAAUCCUUUUCAGUUUGCUCCGGCCUUUCUCCGUGAUUGUGCAGCUUGUUCAAAGCAGAUAAAAAGGGUUUCCAGAUUGGGAGGACCUGACCUAACUGACCUUAGAAAUUAUCCUAAACCAGAAAACUUCCUUGAAAAAGCAAUGAGCUCAAGGUCCCGGAGUAGAAAGCGACGCGCAGGUUCUCCUCCAUCAACAAGAGCAGAUACAAAGGGUACCACCAAGUCCACGAGCACCACACCCUAUAAUCGUAACUUCCAGCAGAAUCUAAUUGAUCAUGGCAUUUACCCUGAUGGAUAUGAAUAUCCAGAUGGUCGAAUACCAGCAAUGCCAAAAAACUGGGAGGAGAUCAAUAAAACACUAGCUCAACCCCGAUCCUCUCUUUCCCCAUCAAACUUCUCUGAUGAACAUUUCCGGAAAUUCAAACGAGCAGAUACCCACGCAUCUAAAGAACAACCAGUCACAACAUCAGUGAUUCCUAUCAUUGAAGGUGACAUUGAUGAUCCCAAAUGCGCCGGAGGGGGAUACCCACUUGGAAAUCUUGCCCCCUUAACUGAUGGCACACUGGCUCAGGCCAAGCCAGAUCACUUCUAUGGCGCGCGUCCUGAACAGCUUGAUCGUCAAAUCCGCAACAAACUUAGUGAUCAUAUUAUUCCAUCAACACAGGAUGACCUUCCAAUGGUACCGAACUUCUUUUUGGAAGCAAAAGGCCCUGAUGGAUCCUUGGCUGUGGCUACACGGCAGGCUUGCUAUGAUGGCGCACUAGGAGCUCGGGGUAUGCAUGCUCUUCAGUCAUACCAACAAGAUGGAUCAACUUAUGACAACAAUGCUUACACUCUUACAUCGACUUAUCAUGGCGGUACACUCAAGCUAUACACAACUCAUCUCACUGAGCCCGAAGGCCUAGGCCGUCACCCUGAGUAUAUUAUGACCCAGCUCAAAGGCUGGUCAAUGACCAGUGACCCAGGAACCUUUCGGCACGGAGCAUCCGCAUACCGAAAUGCUCGGGACUGGGCAAAGGAAAGGAGGGAUGAGUUUAUUAUGGCAGCAAAUGAAACGCACGCAAAGGCCCAAUCUCAGCUUCUUCAUUCAACCUCUCAGCGCCAGACGGCUUCCGAGGCAGCUCUCACCUUGGACAACUCUGAUCUAUCGACAUUGUCCGACCACACAGAGUAUCAAGACACGCAAUGGAGCUUCGCGGAUACAACCGAAGAAGGAGGAGGAGAGUCUCAGAUUCUUAGUAGACACACCAAGAAGCCGAGAGUUGGCUCCAUUGUUGAAGAACAGAAUGAUAGUAUUGACCAAGGAACAACCAUGGCCGAGAGGGCCGAGCAACAGAGCUCCUUUGACUCUCGGGAAAACAUCUCCCUGAGCUCUACUGGUUCAACGAGACCGACAUCUCCGGUACCAGUGACACGUAUUUGGGAAUUGACAGCUCAUGGUUCUAUACACUGUGAGGAAAACGCCGCUGGGAAAGCCGUCCAUAUCAUUCUCUCCGGGAAUCCACUGAAUCUCCAACCUUCAAGAUGUCAGAUGUAUAAACCUCUUAGCCAGGAAGAGGUGAGCUACAUCCGGAAGAGGCUGGAAGAAUAUACAGAAGAAGUGAGGCAGCAUAUUCAUAAAUUAGAUGGCUUUGACUGUGCAGUCAUCCUCGCGGAUGCCAGGACCCUAUUUUCAUAUAUUGCGCUCCUGGAGUUGAUGAUCAAAAUCCAACAGACUGAGCCACGAUCCAAGAAGAGAACCAUGCAACCCGCUGGGGAUGCGGGCCAGGGAAACUGUGGAAAGCGGCGGCGACGACAUUAG